CCCCGGCCCUGCCAUGUUCUCCAGCAGGUUUCUGACUCCAUCGCAGACGGAGCCGUCGGAAUCGCGCACGCAUACAACGUAAACAUCCUCCAGUAACACGCAAUCCUCAUGGACCCGACCCCAACCGUGCCCGCACCGCAGCUCUUCUCUCUCGCGGGGCAAAACGUGCUGAUCACAGGGGCCACCCGCGGCAUCGGUGCUGCUUGUGCGGUUGCUCUCGCUGAGGCCGGAGCGAAUAUAUGUCUUGUUCGCCGUCCCAACUCCACCAACGAUGAAACGUCCGAUGCGGUCGCUGCCACAGGCCGAACGGUCAAAACUGUGGACUGCGACCUGGCAGAUCUUGACGCCGUGAAAGGCCUCUUCCAGAGGGCGCUCGACCUCAUGGGAGGAGAGAUCCAUGUCCUCGUCAAUUGCGCUGGAAUACAGCGGAGAUCCCCGGCCGUCCAAUUUGCCGAAUCCGACUGGGAUGAUGUCCUCAACGUGAACCUCAAGUCCGUAUGGCUCCUCUCGCAGUCUGCGGGCCAGCACAUGGUCCCGCGUCGCCGCGGGAAGAUCAUUAACUUCUGCUCCCUCCUGACUUUCCAGGGCGGGUUCACCGUGCCUGCGUACGCGUCCGCCAAGGGCGCUCUCGGCCAGCUGACCAAGGCCCUCAGUAACGAGUGGAGCAAGGACAACGUCCAGGUCAACGGGAUCGCCCCCGGCUACAUCGCCACCGACAUGAACGAGAAGCUGCUGCAAGACCCGGUGCGCCUGCGCCAAAUUUCGGAACGCAUCCCUGCGGGACGGUGGGGCGAGCCGCGGGACUUCGCUGGCCCUGUCGUUUUCCUGGCGAGUACCGCGAGCCAGUAUGUGUGUGGGGAAAUCCUGGUCGUCGACGGGGGGUGGAUGGGGCGGUGAAAGUCAGCACUGACGCGAACGCGGGCACGAGCACGAGCCGUGGUUCGCUGGGAAGAACGUUAGUGCGUCGUCGGAACCUGGGAGAAGCAAGAGGCGUGUGCAAAUGCGCCGCGCUAGCUAGUCUGGAGAAGAAGCGAAGAACCUGUAGACCUGUACUCCAUAUGCCAAAUGCAACAAUGCAACGCGUCUCAUGGCCACAAUUUACC
Molecule: messenger RNA, 1103 nt
Organism: Dichomitus squalens LYAD-421 SS1
Lineage: Eukaryota; Fungi; Basidiomycota; Agaricomycetes; Polyporales; Polyporaceae
Product: NAD(P)-binding protein
Exons: 6
Coding region: 109-897 (262 amino acids)
Molecular function (GO): oxidoreductase activity, acting on the CH-OH group of donors, NAD or NADP as acceptor
Source: RefSeq, a predicted model, not a curated record